Messenger RNA from Linum trigynum, 1158 nucleotides. NCBI's taxonomy places the organism in Eukaryota, Viridiplantae, Streptophyta, Magnoliopsida, Malpighiales, Linaceae. The record is from the annotation of a GenBank genome assembly.
AUGGGCGAUUCGCCUCCAAAGGAAGAGCGGGAGAAGAGAUCGUCAGAGAGCGGGACAAUGCGGGAGCUGCUGAAAGAUGAAACGCCGGAGGAUAUUUGCCGGGAUCCUUCGACGGCAGCGUUGAACUCGUCGCCACUCCUGAUUGGAGAGGCUCAGGCGACCAGGAGCGUCGGGAUUGGCUCUAGAUCGGCGGAGCUCCGCAUCGACACCGUCCGACGUGGAGAGGCAGAGAAGAAAAUCGCGCCUGGAGGGCCGGGAUCCUCAACGGUUUCCUUGGCUACAGAUCGGAUCGGAAGGGUAAAGUGGGCUUCCUUGACGGGUUCGACCACGACGGAGAAGAAGCCGAGGCUGUGGCCAGCCGCGGGCUGGCUGCCUCCUUGCCUGCGCCGCUGUUCGUCGGCGGAGAAGAGGGAGCUAACGGCGGAGAAAGAAGGAAAGAGGAAGUCAAAUAAGGAAGGUGGCGGAGGUGACUCUCAACUAUGCAAGCAGCUAUGCCUCUCCUUCCCUAAAAUGCAUCAGCAACAGUUGGACCAAAGAAUUGCAAGAGCUUAUCAUAGUGGGCCAAACGAAGUGGGCCAAUUACUAAAGAAAGGCCACAUGGGUCUCGGCCUACAUCAUGGGGUAAAUGAGCACGGUUUUGAGGAGGUUGGGCUUGAAUGGGUUUUGGUCGAGCAAAUUGGUGAUGGUGAGUUUAAUUACUGGGGAAAGAUUGUUGGAAGGGGGUUGACCAUUCAUGAGGUUAUGGAUGGAGAGCUUGGAAGGAAAAUGGAGGAAAACAAUUGCGUGACCAGGAGGAAUAAAAUGGAAUUGGUUGGUGCGUGGGGCCCGUCUCAAGAGCAACCCUUUCCUUCCAUUUUGACUACGGUGGAGUACUUGGGACGAUACAAUCAUCAUCAUGUGGUGGAGCUCAGGGAGUGGGAAGGGAUGACAAUGCCACUCACAUGGAGGCACACGGGCUAUGCUCGUGGAGGUAGCAAGUUGGAUUGCGAGGAGAUUGAAGACUCUGUUGGCGCUUAUAUAUUGGUCGGGUCAAAUCUUAGCAGGGGAAUUGGGCCAUGGAUGAGCUCGAGUAGUCAAAAGCCUACCUUGGUGUGUGAGAAAAUGAUGGGAGUUGGGCUAGCUUUCGAGGACUUGGAGGAAGGGAGUCGAUUCACAUGA